GUCACAGAAAAUCUCACAAGUCAGUCAGGUGGGAGGUUUAAGACUACGCAGAGGUGAAGAGUAAUCUUUAUAUGCCCCUGCCAUAUAAUUUGCCAUACAGUAUGUUGCUUUUCUUACCUCAAAAGACAAAAAAAAAAGACCUGUGCACACUUUAUCUCAUAUAACGACAGUGAAAUGUGACCAGCAUUAAGCUUUUGACAAAAAAACAAACCAUAUCACAUUACGUCCUAUAUGACAUGUUGCAUAUUCCAAGUGUUACAGUACAGAGGUGAGUAAAUAAUCACUUAUUUAUUUAUUUUUAAAUUUUAUUUCUGCAUUGCAUUGGAUAUCAUACUGCUCAUACUGUUUUUGAAAGGAAAACUUGACAAUUUGCUUAAUUUGGGGGGGUGUAUACUUUCCUGUGUAUACUUUUUAUAUGUGACGUGAGCAUAUGAGUCAGGAAGUAUAUAGACCCUGAUGGUGGUCGAAAUCUAUUCAUAUUCAGUUUCUGUAUCAGCAUUCAUUCAUCAUGCUGCUCCAUGUCCUCCUGCUGUCCGUCUUUUCUCUGUCUGGAGGGAUGGAGAGUGGUAUUGUUGGAGGCAGAGUGGUUAAACUUCAUUCCAGACCAUACAUGGCAUCUUUGCAGUUACAAAGACAGCAUAGUUGUGGAGGGAUGCUGAUAAAGAAGGAUUACGUGUUGACUUCGGCCCAUUGUUGGAAUGAUAACAUCCCUUUAGAAGUUGUUCUGGGGGCUCACAAUAUCAGCCAGAGAGAGCAGAGUCAGCAGAUAAUCCAAGUCCAGAAACACAUCAAACAUCCUAGUUAUCGGAUAAAAAGCCAUAACUUUGACAUCAUGUUACUAAAGCUGAAGACCAAAGCUGUGCUAAAUCAUUUUGUGGAUAUUAUAAAUCUUCCCAAACAUGAACUGAGUAUUCUUGCUCCUGUGGAAUGCUCCAUUGCUGGUUGGGGAAAGCAAAGACCUGGAGAAGAAGCACCAUCACAUGUUCUUCGAGAAGUCAACCUCCAACUGGAGUCAAAUUCUGAUUGUAAAAGUAAAUGGCAGGAGCAUUUCAACUCCAAGAACAUGGUCUGUACUGUCUCAGAUGGGAAAAAGGCUUUCUGUCAGGGUGACUCUGGCAGUCCUCUUAUUUGUAAUUCUGAACUUUAUGGAAUGGCUGCAUACACACACCGUGAUGGCUGCACAUUCAAGUACCCUGAAGUGUACAUGAAAAUAUCUGCCUUCCUACCGUGGAUUAAAAAGAACAUUCAGUGAUUAAAAUGCUGUUGUACUGUAGCUUAUAUGAAGAACAUGUAUGCACUUAAAUGAGCUCUAAUUUGUACUAUUGUGAACCCUGAAAAAAUGCUUUGGCUGUACAUUUACUUUUCUCAAAAUUAAUGUUAAUA
Molecule: messenger RNA, 1383 nt
Organism: Danio aesculapii
Lineage: Eukaryota; Metazoa; Chordata; Actinopteri; Cypriniformes; Danionidae
Gene: gzm3.4
Product: granzyme 3, tandem duplicate 4
Exons: 5
Coding region: 509-1252 (247 amino acids)
Biological process (GO): proteolysis
Molecular function (GO): serine-type endopeptidase activity
Source: RefSeq, a predicted model, not a curated record